AUGGCCUCCCUUGCCCAGCGCCUGAGCUUCUGGAUCUUCGGCGGUGAGAGCCCCCCUCAAGUGCCGCACCCCGAAUAUAUUGACCCAAUCAUUCUGGAGGCCCGGUUCAUGUUGAAUCUCAAGAUGCCUCUCAAGGAAGACACAACAAGGGAGGAGAUAAUUGCGAUGGUGAACAACGCAGUGACAGACAGGGAGCUGCAGGCACACGGGCUGAUGGCCAUGAAGGAGAAACUGGGGCUCGAAUUCGAUAGAAAACUAAACCCAAAUAUGCCAGAGCCCCGGUACUGGCAGCCCAAAGACACCUUCAAAUCGAACUAG
This is a messenger RNA of Eimeria necatrix, 318 nucleotides long. RefSeq lists its product as hypothetical. The transcript is spliced from 3 exons. The record is from RefSeq and is a predicted model, not a curated record. Lineage: Eukaryota; Apicomplexa; Conoidasida; Eucoccidiorida; Eimeriidae. The coding region runs from base 1 to 318 and encodes 105 amino acids.